Molecule: messenger RNA, 2264 nt
Organism: Synchiropus splendidus (mandarinfish)
Lineage: Eukaryota; Metazoa; Chordata; Actinopteri; Syngnathiformes; Callionymidae
Gene: cabp1a
Product: calcium binding protein 1a
Exons: 7
Coding region: 159-1289 (376 amino acids)
Molecular function (GO): calcium ion binding
Source: RefSeq, a predicted model, not a curated record
UGGCGGCACAAUUAGGUGAAGUUCAAUGUGACGCGCACUGUGCGCGCCUCCAGCCGCCACCAGGAGGUGAGGUGUAGCCAGACGUGUUCCGAGCAGCUGGACCAACAUGGGUCUGUGGCGGAGAGACGGGCGAGUGUGAUGACCAGCCGGCCGCCGACAUGAGCGCCUCUUUCCCCAAAUCGGAGUCCUCCACAUCAUUACUCAAGUCCUCGUCCGUGGCUAGGAGACGCCCCGCGGAGAUCCGGAGGAGUCCGCAUCAGCAUCAGAGCCAGCAUCAGCACCGCCACCGUCCCGACACCCUGCACAGCAACAGCACCGCGGACGAGUCCUUCUGCUCGGCCGAAGGUGACGUCAGUGCCCGGAGACCCCUGUGUCACCCCUCGGCGGUCGGAGCCCCGGAAAAGUCCAAGUCACAUGCUUCUAACGGCGAAGUUAAGAACCCGGCGGAGGGCAACGGAGGUGCGAGCAAACCCCCGCACAGACACCACCAUCACCGCAGGAGGCACCACCGAGAGGAGCGACCGCCGCCGUCGGCUGCGGGACCGUCUGUGGCGGAGCGUCCGCGUCGCUGUCACAAGCACAGCCGCCCGGAGCCGAGGCUGCCCUCGCUGUCUGAGGACGAUGACAGAACUCCCCUGUGCGGACCAAGCCAGAAGCAGAAGGAGGCUCCGGGGGUCAGUAACGGGGGUCAGACCCCGUACUCGUGUUCUGCUCUGCCGCUGUCCAGCAGCUCCUCCAGGCGGUCCAGGAGGUCCAGCGCUGCUUCUUCUGCCUCUGAAAUCAACCUACGGAACAUCCUGCACUCUCUCUUUGGACAGGACAGAGAGCUACGGCCUGAAGAAAUGGAUGAGCUGCGCGACGCCUUCAAGGAGUUUGACAAGGACAAAGAUGGAUUCAUCAGCUGCAAAGAUCUGGGAAACUGCAUGAGAACAAUGGGAUAUAUGCCCACUGAGAUGGAGCUGAUCGAGCUGAGCCAGCAGAUCAACAUGAACUUGGGAGGUCACGUGGAUUUUGAUGAUUUUGUCGAGCUGAUGGGCCCCAAGCUACUGGCUGAAACUGCAGAUAUGAUCGGAAUAAAAGAGUUAAAAGAUGCUUUCAGAGAGUUUGAUACAAAUGGAGAUGGUGCCAUCAGCACAUCAGAGCUGAGGGAUGCCAUGAGGAAGCUGCUAGGUCAACAGGUGGGUCUCAAUGAAGUAGAAGAUAUCCUGAGGGACGUCGACCUCAACGGGGACGGGCUGGUGGACUUUGAAGGUACUGGAAAAAACAACUCAAUUCAUGUAUCUGCAUGAUAACCUUCUCCUCUUCUUCCAGAGUUUGUACGAAUGAUGUCACGCUAAGAUCAUGAAAGUGAUCGGUCCUGAAUGUGAAGCUGUGUCUCUUUAUACUUGAACAAGUACAGCAGAGGACAUGCUGAGAUCUCUGAGCCAUUCACCUCUGAAUGACACUGGAAUCAAAACUCCAAACCUUGAAUAUGAAGGAGCGAGGAGUUUCAGCCUCCCACUUUCAAUCAAGUGAUCUUCCUGAAAAGUCUCCGGAGGCAGAACCUGCUGUAGCCUAGCUGAAGAUUGUCCAACCCUAGAAUUUUUUUGCACUUUAAUAUGAACUAGAUAUCUUCCGGAAUGGAGACGUUGUUGUUGUCCUGUGUCACCUCUGUGGUCCUGUUUAAAUGUCACACUCAACAAGCAAAUAACUGCAGACAGAGGAGAGGUCCGGUUGUUGGAUUGCCCAUUGUUCUGUGCGGUGUGUGUCUGUACGUGUGUUAUCUUGCCGUUGUUCUGUGUUAGGACGUCCUUCGCGUGACAUUUGUAGCCCACUGAUGUGGAAAUCUCACCUUUGUGGUGACUGUGUGACCAUCUGUGCUUGUUCACGGUGUCGUCCAAGUCCAGCGUGUUGCGUCUGAAAUUAAAAGCAAAGCUAUUUAAAACACCUAUCGCGUGUGAUUCAUUAAGAGUCGGGAGAUGUUCAACACAAACCCACACCCAUCUUUACCAUCUAUGCAGCUUCAGAUUGUAUUUUAAAUCUCUCUUUGGGAACAAAUGUCUGUCUGUCAAAGCUGCUUCAUCCAGCUGCAGUCACCAAUCCAAGCUGUGUUUACUGUGGACAUGACUGUGUUGUAUCGCCGUCGAAAUGAUUGUAACCGUGGACAGGACCCACACAUCUGUCUGUUCUAGAAGCAAUUUUUAUGCAUGCCAAAGAGAGAAAUGUAUCAAGUAUUAUAUGCAGAUAUUGUCAAAAAGAAAAGAAGGGAAGACAAUAUGGUGCCA